AUGCACAUUCUACAUUCUCUGACAACCUCCCAACAAUUGUCGUCACUCGCACCCAGUCCCUUUUUGUCUCAAUCCGCGUCUGUCCCUCAUCCCAUGUCGGCCCUGCGUGGUUCGUAUAUCGGAAAAGUAUUGUCUGAGCUUGAUGAGAUGACGGACCAACUCACCUCACAACUGACAUACCACCCAACACGUAUAACAAAACUCGCGCUCUCAAAACGAAACGCACCUCGACCCACUUGUACCGCUAUCUACGCAGCUUCACUUUCUCAAUCUCUUUGGCAGUGA
Molecule: messenger RNA, 285 nt
Organism: Laccaria bicolor S238N-H82
Lineage: Eukaryota; Fungi; Basidiomycota; Agaricomycetes; Agaricales; Hydnangiaceae
Exons: 2
Coding region: 1-285 (94 amino acids)
Source: RefSeq, a predicted model, not a curated record